GGAAAACGUAGAAAUGUUAUGUUGUUUAUAACUUUUGAUAGCGUGAUUUUUAACUAACCAAUCUUCAUGUGCUUGUUUAUAUAGCCUCUGCCAUAAAGAUGGAAGAAAGAUUUCUGUGUGAAGUUGAGAUGAGAAGUAAUUAUGGAGAGUCCUGAUUCAGCUGAGCGUUCUCAUUUAGAUCUGCCACUGAAGCCAGUUCAACCCUCGGAUGAAGACUGCUGUGGAAAUGGCUGCGUCCCCUGUGUGUUCGAUAUUUACGAUGAAGAAGUCAAGAUAUGGGAAAGGGAAUGCAAAAGAAUAAGGAGAAAAGUAAAACAGAACAGCGGUGACGCAUUGAGCCAGGGACCACCUCUAUCAACAAGUGAGUAUCGGCAAUUCCAAAUUCUCUCUGUGACAGAAGAUACUGCUGACACACAUCUGUAUCGACUGGCUCUACCCGAAGACGUUUCUCUUGGCAUUACUACUGGGCAGCACAUGCUCGUCAGAGGCUACAUUGAUGGUGAACCAGUGACUAGACAGUACACUCCAGUUAGUGAUGUCAAUACUGAAGGCUAUUUCGAACUCCUCAUCAAGCUUUACCCACAGGGCAAGCUGUCAAAACUGGUAAGGACGUGGAAAGUUGGCAGACUUAUUGACAUUCGGGGACCUCUUGGCAACUUCUGUUACAAAGCUAAUCAACAUUCCCAGGUGUACAUGUUGGCUGCAGGGACAGGCAUCGCACCCAUGGCCCAAGUGAUUCAGACAGUUUUGUCAAACCCUGAUGAUGAAACCAUCCUCAGACUGGUGUAUGCUUGUAGAACGUACAGAGAUAUCCAUCUGAAACAACGGCUAAACGAGUGGGCAGGAUACUGGAAUUUUUCUGUCCUCUAUGCUCUUAGCAAGGAAGACUGUAAGACACGAAGUACUGUUUAUAGAUACGGUGAUGCCAUUCACUUUGGUAGAAUCACAGCGUCAUUGCUGUCCACAGAAAUUGCUGGUCAUUCUCAAAGGAGUAAAAAGUUUCUUAUAUGUGGAUCUAAACCUUUCGAACAAGACAUGGUAGAAAUGCUAAACCAUGCUGUUAGUCAAAAUCUAGAAUACUUCAGAUUUUAGGAUUUAUUGUAUGUAGGAAAAUAUAUAAAGCAGAAACAACAAAUGGUUAACAGAUCUCAAGUUAUGUUUCUGUUCAGGACAGAUUCCAAGAAGAUAUUUAUACAAAAUUGAAACAGGACUUAAAAAUCAAUACAAAUAUGUACAACUGAAAAGCAGACAAACAAUAAUGAUAUAAAUUAUACAAGUCAUUGAAAGUGAAGGUGAUAUCACAUUAGAAUGACAAAACCAUAAAAUCUAAAAAAAAAUAUCAUAUACAUUAGAGAAAAAUAGGAGUCCUACCAAAUCUGAAUGAAAAAAAACGUAAUAUGUGAUCAGGGUCUUAUCUCUACACAAGGCAGAGUCGAAUGGGCAUUUGGUAAAAUAGUGGUUGAUUGCAUGAAUCUCUAUCUAGUGCCUCAUCUAUAGGACAGCCACUCCCAAGGAGAUCCUAUAUUGGAGAUUUCAUCCCGCAUGCACUGCUACAAAGAGGACUGCCAUUCUGAGAUUAGUUUUCUAAAUCAAAAGUAACACGUACAUGUAUUGAGAUAGAACAUUGAACUUCUGUGAUACUAAGUCACUUAGUAAGUGCUUAACAACUGUGAUGCCAAGUGCUGCUGCUUUUUUCUUUUUUUUAUUACAGGAUAUACAUGUGUUGGUGAAAUAAUCUCUACAAUACAUGAUGAUAGUUGAGCAAUCAUGACCAUAUAAAAGAGAAUUCCAGAUUGCCUUUAAUUUGCUUCCAUUUUAGCAGUAUAGAUUAAUGAUGCAAUUUCUGUUUUAAAUAAAUAAAGUGGAGGUUAUCUUCUUUUUUCUUUUUUUAGAUCAUAUAUGUAUUAUUGUGGCAAAAAUUCUUACAUAUUUUAGAAGUAAUAUUAAAGAGAGGAUAGUAAGUUAUCAGUUAUUUAAUGUUAUUAAGUUUUAUCCCAAGUGAAAUAACUUUAAUUUAUUACAAACUAUAAUGAGGGACGUGUGUAACUAAUACUGCAUUCAUUAUUCUCUUCAUAUCCCAGUUUUGUUUUGUUUUCUCAUUGUCUUUACGUUUGAUACAUUGAAAUUGUCAAAACCAUUUUACUCACUAUAUUUGUUACAUGAACAUGUUUGGUUUUUGAUAGGGUUUAUCCCCAAUUUCACACAUCUCUGAAUGCAAUACAAAACAUUUAACAGGUCAGUAUAUUAUCAAGUUGCCCCAUCCCCACGUAAGUCACCCCACCUCACCCAAGUAGCACGUCACCUAUUUUCAAUACAAUGAUAGAAUUCACUCCUAUGAUGAUGAAAUUCAUUCUUAAGAUGAUGGACUUCAUUCCUACGAUCCCCUUUUGACGGUGGAAUGUGUUGUAACCAAUCAGCAGAUUAAACACUGCACUCGAGACGCACUUAUUGGUCUCUUCCUUCAACUUUUUGUUGUCAUAGGUUUAUUGUUACUAUAGUUGAGCUUGAAUGAGCCACCCGUUACUCCACCAAACUACAAAUUCUUACAAGAAUUUCUCUGUUACUGAGAUUAGAUCUAGAGAGAAAGUCAAAUACAUCAUGUUCUUUACGAAGGUGACCCUGCAACUAGCUAACAGCAAAUGACAGACAUUAAUUACUUAAAACCACAAAUUUCAUAGAAACUGAUAAAAGAUUUUUUCGAAAACUAAGCCUUUUGAAUAAUAUUGCAUUGUUAAUAAGUGAUGCUGUUACUACAUAAAUUACAAAUGAAGCAGAUGUUCGUUUGAUAUCGUGCCUACAUAGGUACUCCUGGCAUAUAACUUUUAUUAUACAUGUAUGCAUCAUUAUAUCAAUUAAUCGACAGAGGAAAUGAAACCACAAAAGCACAUCUGAUCAUUCAAAGUAUAAGUAACUUUUUUCCUGUAAUCUUAAAUGGACGUUUUAACAUCGUUACCUAAGGUUUGGCUUAGCUUGGUUAUCCAUAGCAUACUUGAAUUGUGACUCAUGUUCUUACUGUCACCUCCCCACUGCUUAAUGAAUGAACAUGGGUUUAACAUGGCCUGAUCCAAUUAAGGUUCAAACACGCCCAUUGUACGUACACACAUGACACCACUGCCAAAAAUGUUUCACAGGGAAGGCUGCUCGGUCGAAAGAUGUAUAUAAGUAUAAUGUGGAGCAAUUUAGACGUAUGAUUAAAGUUCAGAAGAGUUGAUGGAACAAUUUAAUAAUUAAUGAAAACUAUAUUCAUGUACAUGUUUAUAUGCAUUUUGAUUAAAUAUUGAAGUAA
Gigantopelta aegis is the source of this 3286-nucleotide messenger RNA. RefSeq names its product NADH-cytochrome b5 reductase-like. NCBI's taxonomy places the organism in Eukaryota, Metazoa, Mollusca, Gastropoda, Neomphalida, Peltospiridae. The record is from RefSeq and is a predicted model, not a curated record. The coding region runs from base 142 to 1092 and encodes 316 amino acids. The transcript has 7 exons. Gene Ontology annotation, molecular function: oxidoreductase activity.